AGUGCUUCUAAUCUCAGGAACAAAAACAGAAUUCGGUGUAGCAUAUUGACAGCACUCCCCCUAGGAACUUCACUUUUCCAAAGGGCAACCGUAUGCCAUCGUCUUUGGCCAUCAAUUUUUGACGCUUAAGGAAUCCAAGAGCUCAUCAAGUAAAAGGUCAUCCUGAUCCUGACCGCGAUUCAAAAAGUAUGACCUCUUGGGUGAAUCACACCUCGGCAACGAUGCAACCUCAGACACACACGGACCGUGGCUCGCCCGUCCCAGGGUCCCAUCACUCCGCUCGCACCGGCAGGAGUGCAUCAGUCAUGCAGCAUCAGCAACAACAACAACAACAACAACAACAACAGUUACAUCUGCAGCAGCAACAACAACAACUCCACUUACAACAACAGCAGCAACAACUUCACCACCACCAACAGCAGCAGCAGCAGCGGCAGCGCGUAGUAGCGCAUGGCUAUCCCCAACAGCAGCAACAGCAGUUCGUCUUCCAGCCUCCGAAAGGCUACCCCAUGAUGCAACAUCCAGCCCCACCGCUACAGCAACACCAGAUAUCGAUGCAACAGCACCAGCAUGCUCAGUUUCGCCAAGCACCGCCCGCCCAAGUCCAUCACCCCGCCAAUGGCAUACCUAUGCACGCACAACCUCCCCACCAUCAACCACCAGCCUUCAUCCAGCACCGUUCAUCCAGCAACAACAAUACCCAUGUUGGAAGCGGGCUUCACAGACCCGGAACCCUGGCGUCGAUGCCGAAUGUCCAAGGAACCUAUAGCACCUACGGGUCUCGGAUCCGAGAACUCGGUAACGCGUUAGUGUUACCACCUGCGUUGGGACGGAAGGCCAAACGGGCCGCGGUGGCCUCGAUGUUGGAAUCGGAUGAGGACGAUUGGGAUUUUGAGGAGGACGGGUCGAGGCGGGGCACGCCUAGUCGGAUGCAGAGGCAGUUGGAGAAGGAGAGACUGGAAAAGGAGAAGAAGGCAUGGGUUCGUCGGCCGAGGAAGACGCGGCAUGUUUAUAAUCCACAGGGUGUCCUAGAAGCGAGUGCGGAUCAGGACGCGAUCUUGGUCCCGAUCCGGUUAGAAAUCGACACGGACGAGGUCCGACUGAGGGACACGUUUACCUGGAACGUAAACGAGCAAUUGGUGUCGCCCGAACAGUUUGCAGAGAUCCUGUGCGAGGAUCUGGACCUGAGCGUGAUGAAAUUCGCACAGGAGAUCGCCCAAUCAAUCCGGAACCAGAUCGCAGAAUUCGAACCCAUCGCCGAAGUACUCGUACCGAACGAGGGGUCGCGCGUUAUCAUCCAGCUCGACAUAAACGUCGGAGGCGUCAACCUACGCGACCGAUUCGAAUGGGACGUCGGGUCCGAAUUGACACCUGAGGAAUUCGCCCGACAACUGGCCGCGGAUCUCGGCAUUGGCGGAGAAUUCGUCUCGAUGAUCGCACACGAGAUCCACGAACAGAUCUAUCGGUUCAAACAGGAUCGGCUCCUGGACCGAGGCGGACUUUUUGAACGGGAACCCCUGUACUCUGGAUUCAGACCGGUCGACGAUGCAGAGAACUGGUGCCCCGCUCUCGAGACCCUCACGGCGGAGGAGCAGGAGAAGGUCUUGGAGGCGAGUGAUCGUAGUGUUCGUCGAAACCGAAGAGAGACAUCACGCUGGAACAACCGGCGCAGAAACAACGCUGGUGGAGGCGGUAUUGGCGGCGCUGGAUAUGUGGGCAAAUACUUCCUCGGUGGCACCACAGGGAGCGGUAAACGCGGACGACCCUCCAAGAGCACAGUCAUGAACAUGGAGCCGUAUGAGGGCUGGCAAUGCCAACAAUGCGGACUCGCUGCGUUUUCAACCGUCGUUCUGCGGUCCGGUCCCGCCGGUGAAAAGACGCUGUGCAACACGUGUGGUCUUUACUGGAGUGUUUACGGAACCUUACCCGAGGACAGGAAAGAUCUGUUUGUGUUCCAGAGCGAUGAGAAGGCGGGCGAGGCAAGCGAGGCGAAAGUAGACGAUGCAAUUGAGGGGUCGAUACAGCAGGCAACUGAGGUUGUAGAAACUGCAGCAGCACCAGUAGCAUUGGCAAACUGAAUCGAUGACAAUAAAGAACCAUACCCUGCCCAUCCUCAUG
Molecule: messenger RNA, 2118 nt
Organism: Gamsiella multidivaricata
Lineage: Eukaryota; Fungi; Mortierellomycota; Mortierellomycetes; Mortierellales; Mortierellaceae
Exons: 4
Coding region: 189-2078 (629 amino acids)
Biological process (GO): chromatin remodeling; regulation of transcription by RNA polymerase II
Cellular component (GO): nucleus; nuclear chromosome
Molecular function (GO): transcription coregulator activity; sequence-specific DNA binding; zinc ion binding
Source: RefSeq, a predicted model, not a curated record